CUUGAAGUUCACUAAUAACUUGCUUUUCAGCUUCCUUUAAUUUUCUCUCCUUUUCAAUUAAGUUUCACGUACUUUUUUGUUUUUGUUUUCCUUUUCUUUCCUUCCUUUUCUCUGUUGCUGAGGCCACGAGAAAAGGAAGAAAGAACAGAUCUUUACCAGCUUGUUCACUGCUCCAAAUCCCAGAGUUUAGUGUCUCUUUUGUUUUUCCAAUUGGGUUUCUAUUUCCAGCCUUUUAUUUGUGUUUCCUCUAUUCUUCUGAGUUCCUUUCUAGUCUCCUCAGCUUCUUUUCCUGUCGCAAUUGGGAUAUCAAGUGGUUGCUGCUGGAGAUUCAAAUGUUAGUUUCCUCUAAAGCUCAUUGCUUUUUUUUUUUGGAAAUCUUCCCUAGAAGCCCUACUCCCUUAGAAUUCUGAGCAUUUCAGGUCCAUUUUCUUGAAUUUUUUUUCCUGGGUGUUUGCUUUUUGAUUCUGUUUCUGUGUUUGUUUUUAUUGGAUAUCCACUGGGGUCAGAUCUCAGAGGUGGUUUCAGGUUCUAGGUUUCCAUUAUGGAGCUGCUAAAUUAUUUUCCUUUUUAAUUUAUUCUGUGAAAUUUUGUUUGUUUUUCAAAAAGGUGGGUCUUUUUUGUAGAUUCCUCAGGGGUAAAUGCCUAUGCGCAAAAAGGUAUUCUGAUUCCUUUCAAAAUGCUUAUUGAUUUAACACUGAUAUUACUGCUUUGAAACCUCCACCACUCUGCAUUUUCCUCUAAUGGGUCCUUCCCCUAUCUCCCUGCCUUUCUUCCUCUGUUCAACAAAAUCGAAAUCCUGCGCCAAAUCUUAAAUUCGCUUUCUCAUAAAGUACGGAAAGAGCAAUCCCAGAACAGUAAAUUCGUUCAUAUUUUUCGUCGUACGCUACUGAUAAUUCGCAUGGUAGUUCAAGACGAUGAAGUGGGAAACGGAAAUUAUCUCCCCUGCAUCGUAUAUUCCAAACGCGAAUUGGUUCCUGGAAGAGAGCAAGAGCGCGAAAUGGACUCCGGCCGAGAACAAGAUGUUCGAAAACGCGCUGGCGGUGUACGACAAGGAAUCACCGGACAGAUGGCAGAAAGUGGCGGCGAUGAUUCCGGGAAAGACUGUUAACGAUGUGAUGAGGCAGUACAAGGAAUUGGAAGUUGAUGUUGGCAAAAUAGAGGCUGGGCUGGUACCGGUUCCUGGAUAUUCCACCUCGCCAUUCACCUUGGAUUGGGCGAACAGCCAUGGCUAUGACGGGUUUAGACAAUCCUACGGCAUCGGCGGAAAGAGAUCAUCUUCAACUCGACCUGCGGAGCAGGAGAGAAAGAAAGGAGUUCCAUGGACAGAGGAGGAACACAAAUUGUUUCUGGUGGGGCUGAAGAAGCACGGGAAAGGGGACUGGAGAAAUAUCUCUCGCAACUUCGUUAUCACCAGGACACCAACUCAAGUGGCAAGCCAUGCUCAGAAGUACUUUCUCAGGCAGCAGCUUUCCGGAGGGAAAGAUAAGCGGAGAGCUAGCAUCCAUGACAUAACUACCGUCAAUCUCGCUGACAUGAAAAUGCCUUCACCGGAAGAUAAAGCACCCUCCUCACCGGAGCACUCCUCAGUGCUUCAGCAACAGCAGCAAAGAAAUUCCACAGCCACGGCUAGAACACCACCUUUUCAUUGGAAUCAGCCAAAUGGAGGAGGAGCAACCAUGUCUUUUAGCCCAACGCAGGAAAAUUUGUUCAUGGCCUCUCCUUAUGGGAUUGUUGGCUCUAAUUAUGGGCACAAAAUGCAAGGCCAAAAUCUGCCCAGAGGCGUUUCUCAUGAAUCUUACACAGGACAAGCUCAAAAUAUGGUUUUCCAAAUGCACUACCCCCGUGGAUGAUAUGCCAGUUUUUUUUUUUUUUUGUAUUUCAAUGACUUGACUCGCCAUAUAUCUUUGUUCUGUUCGCUAGUUACCUGUGUUUGUUCUUCUUCCUGGUUCUAUGUGAAUAUGUUAUUCAGAACUUGGGGUUUAGUCCAUAUAUGGUACAUGAACUUAAAGUGGA
Molecule: messenger RNA, 2013 nt
Organism: Juglans microcarpa x Juglans regia
Lineage: Eukaryota; Viridiplantae; Streptophyta; Magnoliopsida; Fagales; Juglandaceae
Product: transcription factor DIVARICATA-like
Exons: 2
Coding region: 915-1850 (311 amino acids)
Molecular function (GO): DNA binding
Source: RefSeq, a predicted model, not a curated record